CGGCUCAUUUUAUUACAUUUUCUUAAAUUUUUAGAAAAGAACUUUGAUACUGCCAAUUUUUAUUUCUCAAUUAGAUGGAAAAUAUAUUUGACGAAAUUGACUUGGAGGAUUAUCCAACAACGUCUUCAACUCCCGCAAAAGACCAAUUACCAUCAAAGCGUAAAAAGUUUAACACGUCUGGUUGCUACAAUACAGAGGUCAGCAUUUCAAAACGACCUGUGGAAGGAAACGAGGUUAUUGACAUUUUAACCUCUAUUUCCAAACAGCUUGACGAUUUGACGACGAGGGUAUGCGAUUUGGAAACUAAAAUCGAUAAGCAUUUAAAAGAAAAUAUUAUUCAUAAAAGUGAAGAAAUGGCGCAGCAAAAAACGGUUCGUGAAUGCAAGGUCCUCAUCCGCAAAAUUCAUCAAUCGGUAUGCCGAAUGACUGGUGAAGAUGUCGACAACGUUCAAACCGAAAUUGCUUCCACCCUACCAUUAAAUACGCUUGCUGCAGCUUUGGAAAUGGACGAAAAAUUGAAAUGCGACGAAUUUGCUGCUACAACGAAACAAUUCGUUUUGAGGAUAAAAGGUACUUCAGAUAGUGUACAUGAUGUGUUGCGAAGUCUGUACACUGAUGAACUUCUUUAUUUAUGUAACUGGGACGGUAGGGGUGGGAAGCAACCUCUCUCCAAAUUCCUGCUGGUUUCCAAUAUUUUAUACGAUUCAUUCAUAACGUAUGGAUUGGCAAUGUUCGAAAAACAAGUUAGAAAAGCCAUUGAAAUGAGCCACCAUAGGCACAAACAAAGAAUUUACAGGAAGAGGAAGACUGAGGAGUGAACCCUUUAAAUAUUUAAUAAAAAGUUAUGUACAUAUAUGUAUUUAUGAUAUUAUUAAAAAUAAUAAUAAUAAUUAUUAUUAUUAUUAUUAUAAAUUGAAGAGGUAAUUAAUUACAAUUACAAUUAAUAUAUAUGUAUAUAGCACUAGCGGUUAAGCCAUCAGUUUAAUAUAAAAAAAAAAUAUAUAUAUUUUAAUAAAAAUAUUUAAAUAUUUUAAUACAUACUAGAUUUUAAGAAAGCAUUGCAAAGCAGGAAUUGAAUUAAUAAUGAAAUAUUUAUUUUAAUUUAAACUUUAAUGUA
Molecule: messenger RNA, 1117 nt
Organism: Bactrocera dorsalis (oriental fruit fly)
Lineage: Eukaryota; Metazoa; Arthropoda; Insecta; Diptera; Tephritidae
Exons: 6
Coding region: 75-818 (247 amino acids)
Source: RefSeq, a predicted model, not a curated record